Dovyalis caffra is the source of this 456-nucleotide messenger RNA. Lineage: Eukaryota; Viridiplantae; Streptophyta; Magnoliopsida; Malpighiales; Salicaceae. The record is from the annotation of a GenBank genome assembly.
AUGGGUGAUGGGGACGAUGACAUGGGAGAUGAUGGUGAGGAGGAUGAGGAUGAUGAUGAGGGGGAGGAUGAGGAUAUUGCUAAAGAUGGUGCUUGGUAUGAUGUCUCUUGCGACACCGAUGUAUGGACUCGUUGCAUACACGGGGACGAAGAGGGCACGGUGAUGGUAGGUGGAUCGAUGAUGGUCGGCCGCGACGGGUGCCCAAGCUGCUGCAAUUGCACUAGCGAUAGAGGAACGAGUUCUUGUUGCGGUAUGUGCGGUGUACCUACGACCAAUGCUUCCACCGAGAGGCGGUCCCGGAAUUCGGGAGUUCGGGAGAAUCAACCAUCCGAUGAUCCUCUAUCCAAUGAUGGUCGAGUAGUGGUGGAUGGUGAUAACACCAACGAUCGAGCAAGCCGAACUUCGGCAAGAAAACGGCAAUUAAGUUACCCACUAUCGGCCCGAUCCAACCGUUGA